UGACGUUUGAGGGGCGGAAUCUGUCGUUCAGCGAGGACGGAUACCAGAUGCAUCCGAAGCUGGUCAUCAUUCUGCUCAACAAGGACAGACAAUGGGACCGGGUGGGUAAAUGGGAGAACGGCUCCCUGUCCAUGAAGUACCACGUGUGGCCUCGCUACGAACUGUACGGAGGGGCGGCGACCAGAGAGGACGACCACCUGUCCAUCGUGACGCUGGAGGAGGCUCCGUUCGUCAUCGUGGAAGACGUGGACCCUCUGAGCGGGACCUGCAUGAGGAACACGGUGCCCUGCCGGAAACAGAUCAAAACUCUGAACCAAACCAAGGACUCCGGGAUCUACAUCAAGCGCUGCUGCAAAGGUUUCUGCAUCGACAUCCUGAAGAAGAUCGCCAAGCAGGUCAAGUUCACCUACGACCUUUACCUGGUCACCAACGGCAAGCACGGCAAGAAGAUCAACGGGACCUGGAACGGCAUGGUGGGAGAGGUGGUGACCAAAAACGCCCACAUGGCUGUCGGCUCGCUGACCAUCAACGAGGAGAGGUCAGAGGUCAUAGAUUUCUCCGUCCCCUUCAUAGAGACGGGCAUCAGCGUCAUGGUUUCUCGCAGCAACGGCACCGUCUCACCCUCGGCCUUCUUAGAGCCCUUCAGCGCCGAUGUGUGGGUGAUGAUGUUCGUGAUGCUGCUGCUGGUGUCAGCGAUGGCGGUGUUUAUAUUCGAGUACCUCAGCCCUGUGGGCUACAACCGCUGUCUGGCUGACGGCAGAGAGCCUCACGGUCCGUCCUUCACCAUCGGUAAAGCCAUCUGGCUGCUGUGGGGUCUGGUCUUCAACAACUCCGUGCCCGUCCAGAACCCCAAAGGAACCACCAGCAAGAUCAUGGUCUCCGUGUGGGCCUUCUUCGCUGUCAUCUUCCUGGCCUCCUACACUGCCAACCUGGCCGCCUUCAUGAUCCAGGAGGAGUACGUGGAUCAGGUGACCGGUCUGUCAGACAAAAAGUUCCAGAGUCCCAACGACUUCUCUCCUCCGUUUCGUUUCGGCACCGUCCCGAACGGGAGCACAGAGAGAAACAUCCGGAACAACUAUCCAGAGAUGCACGGCUACAUGACCAAGUUCCAUCAGAGGAACGUCAACGAGGCUCUGGGGAGUCUCAAAGCGGGCAAACUGGACGCCUUCAUUUACGACGCGGCCGUCCUGAACUACAUGGCGGGCAGGGACGAAGGUUGCAAGCUGGUGACCAUCGGAAGCGGUUACAUCUUCGCCACCACCGGGUACGGCAUCGCCAUCCAGAAGGAGUCCCUGUGGAAGCGGCACGUGGACCUCGCCAUCCUUCAGCUGUUCGGAGACGGUGAGAUGGAGGAGCUGGAGUCUCUGUGGCUGACGGGAAUCUGCCACCACGAGAAGAACGAGGUGAUGUCCAGCCAGCUGGACGUGGACAACAUGGCGGGCGUCUUCUACAUGCUCGGCGCCGCCAUGGCUCUGUCGCUCAUCACCUUCAUCUGCGAGCACUGGUUCUACUGGCAGCUGCGGUUCUGCUUCAUGGGCGUCUGCUCCGGCCAGCCCGGCUUCGUCUUCUCCAUCAGCAGGGGAAUCUACAGCUGUAUCCACGGCGUGCAGAUCGAGGAGAAGAGCAGCUCGGCCCUGAACUCCCCAUCAGCCACCAUGAACAACACCCACUCCAACAUCAUGCGCCUCCUCCGCACCGCCAAGAACAUGGCGUCCCUGUCCGGGGUGAACGGGUCCCCGCACAGCGCUCUGGACUUCAUCCGCCGAGAGUCUUCUGUUUACGACAUCUCGGAGCACCGGCGCAGCUUGGCGGGCCACUCGGACUGCAAGCCGCCGUACAUGCCCGAGGACAACAUGUUCAGCGACUACAUCAGCGAGGUGGAGAGGACGUUUGGUAACCUCCACCUGAAGGACAGUAACCUCUACCAGGACCACUACCUCCACCACCACGGGUCCAAUCUAGGGCUCAGCGGACCCCCUGCCAACCGGCCCCAUAGUUUGGGCAGCGCUAGCUCCCUGGAGGGCGGCAUGUUUGACUGUGAGAGCCUGGGUGGAGGAGUGGCGCCUAUCUUCUCCACCCAGCCCUGUGCCGCUCUCACCCACAGGAACAUGAGCAAGUUUGACCUCCUGUCCGGACAGACUCCUCCCUCAGGACAGAGCUUCAAGGGCGGUCUGCCGGACCUGUACGGGAAGUUCUCCUUCAAGGGAGGAGCGUCAAGUUCCUCGUUCAUCCCGGGGCACAACUACAUCGGAGGCCGAGUGGACGACGAUGGGAAUAUACGCUCAGACGUGUCCGACAUUUCCACGCACACGGUGACGUACGGGAACCUGGAGGGGAACGCCAAGAAGCGCAAACAGUACCGGGAUAGCCUGAAGAAGAGGCCGGCCUCUGCCAAGUCCAGACGGGAGCUGGACGAAAUCGAGCUGGGCUACAGGAGGAAACCGUACCACAUCAGCCACCACCACUACCAUGGACACCGCUCGUCCCCGCCGCUUCUACCUCCUGAACGGAAGAGAGGAGGAGGCAGCGGUGGAGGAGGAGUAGGAGUGGGGAACAACGAAGGGAACGCCUAUCACUUCAGAGAAAAGGAGAGCGUUAGGGAUUUUUAUUUGGACCAGUUUCGGCCCAAGGAGGGCGUCCCUCAGUGGGAGCACGUGGACCUCACAGAAGGGCCUGUGAGCAGGGAGGGAGGAGUCGGGGCCUGCACCACCCUGGUUCCUGUGGAUGAUUUUCUUAAGAGCAAACCCAAAAAGUCAGAUUCCAAGGGCGGCGGAGGAUCGGGGCUGGCGGGCGGAGACUGGGAGUGCAGGAACUGUCGGGCCAGCGGGGUCGGGGGCAAGCAGAUGUCCAUUCACGGGAGCGGGUACGGUAGCGGGAUGAGCUGCGGGACCUCGGGAGGCGGGGGAGGCAGCCGUCCCAGCUCUGCCACCUGCAUGCGCUGCGAGGGCUGUAAAAAGACGGGGAACCUCUACGACAUCAGCGAGGACAACAACCACCUCUUGGAACAGAUGGGGGGAGGAGGUGGAGGAGGUGGGGGAGGCAUGGGCGCAGGCCCUCAGUCUCAACCUCAGGGCCAGCAGAGGAGGAAGAGCGGAGGAUUUGGCAAACCCCUUAGGCGGCAGCACUCGUAUGACGCGUUUGUGGACCUUCAGAAAGAGGAGUCAGGCGGCAUGGGGAGUCUGAUUGGACUAGGAGGAGGUGGAGGGAUGGGGGGUCCUGGAAUGGGAGGGAUGUUGCCUCCGCCGAGGAGUGUUAGCUUAAAGGAGAAGGAGCGCUACAUGGAGGGCACCAGCCCCUUCGCACACAUAUUCGAGCGCCACGGCGGCUCGGAGCGAGAACGGGAGAGAGACAGGGACCCUUUGUUUUACGGAGGCGACAGCCGGAAAGGACCCGGCUCACCGUUCGGCCUGUUCAGAGGCGGAGACGGACUCCACCGCCGCUCCAUCGGAGAGAGAGACAUGAGGGACAGGGACAGGUCUCUUAUGGAAGGAGGCGGAGGCGGUUUCUCUUUAUCUAAAUCUCUUUACCCCGACAGGGUGAACCAAAACCCCUUUAUACCCACCUUCGGCGACGACCAGUGUCUGAUGCACGGAGCCAAACAAUACUACAUGAAAAAGCAACAGCAGCAGCAACAAGUUGCCAAAAACAGCCGAAGUGACUUCAGGAGCCAGAUGAGCACGGCGUCUUAUCUUCCAGCGUCCGCCACGGCUGGGGUGAUGUCUAACGUGGCGCCGCGGUUCCCGAAAGAGCUCAGCCUGGGUGGGAUGAACCACCACGGCUCCAUGCUCGGCGUCGGCCCCCCUCGUCCCUUCAACGGAAGCAAUGGCCAUGUGUACGAGAAACUCUCCAGCAUCGAGUCGGACGUGUGAGAGACGGAAGAGAGGGAGGGUGGGAGGAGGAACGGACGGACGGACGGAUGGACGGUGGCGAAGGGGGGGGUGGAAGGAGAUCAGGGAUGAUUUUACAGACUCUGUCCACACACUGCAAUCCUAGCCCAUAUUGGGACGGCAGGAUGAGGUGAAAAGGGGAGGAGUCUCAAGGAAGAAAGACUGAACGGAGCGAGGAGGAGGAGGAGGAGGAAAAAGGAUGUAAUCUUGAUUUUUGCAAGAACUGUGUGAAACUUCAGGGCAGGAGGAGCGGGGUACAAACCGUCUCUCAGAAUUUGGCCAAAGCAACUUUUAUGUCCAAGCAGUCAAUUAUCCUCGCCGACUCCCUGUCCCCUCCCCUUUUAUUCCAGCCAGCAGAGCGGCGGCGGACAGCGAGGGAGAGACAUCUCAUCUUAGUUUGACAGUGGACAUGUGAGCCUGGUGUGAUUUUGACGGCCGUCUGAGAUCUCCCGCCGAGCGCUUACGAGGAAAAGACUGCGAGAGCGGAGAGAGAGGAGCGAACUGCCCAUCUGCCCCGGUGUCACCUCGGGGAAGGAGACGUUGUCACUUGCGACACGGGACAUGACGAGCGCCUCCCUCUCUCUCUCUCUCUCUCUCUCUCUCUCUCCGCCCGGCCUGUCCAUCUCUUUAAAUCUUCUGUUCCCCCCGCUCUUCCUCCUCCUCCUCCUCCUCCUCCUCCUCCUCAUCCCCAACGCCAAAAGAGCUGAUCUUGUUUGCUGUGAGAAAUCUAAUCAUGAAUGAUAAUAAGAUAUUCUUAUAGAAAAAACAGGGUAUAAGAACAACAUAUUAUUGAUAACAUUGUGAAUAACAAAGAUGUUAGUUCUGAUAACACUGCUAAGUUUCUCUUGUUUUAUGUUUUGGGUUGGUAGAAGAGACUGAGUCCUUCACUCUCUGGUUUUUUGGGGUUUCUGUAGAAUAUUUGACUCCAUUCAUUCGUUUGUUUGCUCCUUGUGGAAAAACCAGGAUCUGGAGGACACGUUUAGAGCUGACAGAUCCUCAUUUGUUGUUUCAAGACAUUGCAAAUCAAGUGCACACACACACACACACACUUAAAACACAGCUUUCUGUUGGCCUGAACUUGUGUUACUGUGAACAACACGUUAAGACGCUAAGAGGAAGGACGUGCCUUAAUGGUCUCCGGUGGAUGUGUCCUCCUAAUCCCAAUGCGGUCCCACAACGUGGCGGCAACCAGGACGGACCAGCAUGCUUUGAGGCUGCUCUCUUCAACCAAAUCUGCGGUACGAGUUGACGGCAGGCUUCGGAGAUGUUUUAUAGAACUCCGCAGAGUAAUUUCAUAUGUUCCGUUCAAGGGGGAGGGGAGGGGGGGUCGUAUUCAGGAUGUCCCACCGUCACGGAUUGACUGACCCCUGCGCGUCUCAUUUUCACAACACGGCAGCCUUUACACACUUCUUUUAUUCAGGUUACGCCAGAACAGUCACCGGGGCAACCGCUUCUUUCAGCCGCGUCGGCAGAAGGCGCUUCAGGAAGCCUCGUUUUUUCGGACGUGUGACGUGUGACGUGUGACUCGGCGUUGCGUGUGUCACAGAUGCCGAUUUCAAAAAAACACAAAGGUCAUUUGAGAAAGUCCUCCGUGGCGUCAGGAAGUCGGCCAUCUUGUGAAAACUCUCCGGCUCUCUCUUUUGGUUUUGUUUUUCACGCUUUGACGGAUGUAGAUAGUCGCUCGGCUGGAGACGCCGAUUUUAUUGCACAGGACAUUUUACUCAGUGUAGGUUCAGGCACUCAGUAGACAUGCCUUAUCGUCCCAUCACACACACACACACACACACCCCCGCCUGCCGCCGCCGCCGCCGCCGAGCUGUCUGAUGGUGACUCAUCGUUUUACUGUACAGAAUAAAGAAGCUUCGUUCUUUUAAAGGUUUGAUCGUCGAUUAGCUGCCGGAGUCAGAAGUUCAAGGGCUGCAGGUGAUUGUGCAGGAGUGCUGGCGGAGACUGGAGCUUGCAGGAGUGUGUGGAGAGCGAUUCCCCCCCUCCAUCCGAAUGCAUGGAUGUUAUAGGCGUGC
Molecule: messenger RNA, 5908 nt
Organism: Notolabrus celidotus (New Zealand spotty)
Lineage: Eukaryota; Metazoa; Chordata; Actinopteri; Labriformes; Labridae
Gene: grin2ba
Product: glutamate receptor ionotropic, NMDA 2B
Exons: 10
Coding region: 48-3869 (1273 amino acids)
Biological process (GO): monoatomic ion transport; excitatory postsynaptic potential; synaptic transmission, glutamatergic
Cellular component (GO): postsynaptic density membrane; plasma membrane; NMDA selective glutamate receptor complex
Molecular function (GO): transmitter-gated monoatomic ion channel activity involved in regulation of postsynaptic membrane potential; NMDA glutamate receptor activity
Source: RefSeq, a predicted model, not a curated record